AUGGGCCGGGCCCGGCCUCCAGGCGGGGCCGUGCCGAGCCGCGCCGGGUCCCCGCAGCCAACGGGAGGCAGAGGCGGAGCGCGGCUGCCCCAGUGGCGGCGGGGCGCGGCGCUGUUUGGAUUCAAAGCCGCUAUAAAGGCAGGGCCGCGGGCCGGGGCGGCAGCGAGGCGCGCCAUGGCCAACCUGUCGCAGUGCCUGGAGGAGGGCGCCGGGCGCUGGCCGCCGCGCCCGGCCGGGCUGGAGCUGGGGCUGUACAGCGAGGCGCAGCGGCUGGCGCUGGAGGAGCUGGUGGCGGGCGGCCCCGAGGCGCUGCGGGCCUUCCUGCGGCGGGAGCAGCUGCCGCCCUUCCUCUCGGAGCCCGAGGUGCAGGCCAUCGCGCGGGGCGCCGUGCCGCCCGCCGCGGCCGAGGAGGAGCCGCCGUCGCUCGGCGCCUCGCCGGCCGCCUCCUCGCUCACCUACUUCCCCGAGCGCUCGGACGUGGAGCCGCCGGCGCUGGAGCUGGGCUGGCCGGGCUUCGCCGGCGGCGCCUUCCGCGGGCUGACGCGGGUGGAGGCGCACUUCCAGCCGGGCUGCGGGGAGAGCGGCUGCGGCUGCAAGGAGGCGGUGCGGCGGCAGAUCCGCUCCGCGCGGCAGGUAAUUGCCAUUGUGAUGGAUUCCUUCACAGAUACUGAUAUCUUCAGUGACCUUCAGGAUGCCUACAACAACCGGAAGGUCCCUGUCUAUAUCCUUCUUGACCAGGGCUUUCUACCCUACUUCUUGGAAAUGUGCAAGAAUUUAGGAGUCUGUCCCGAGCAGGAAAAUUUGAUGAGAGUUCGAACUCUCACUGGGAACACAUACUACACGAGGUCAGGCGCCAAAAUCGUUGGGAAGGUUCAUGAGAAGUUCAUGUUAAUCGACGGCAUUAGAGUGACAACAGGCUCCUACAGUUUCACAUGGACCGAUGGGAAGCUGAACAGCUGUAACUUGCUGCUGUUGUCAGGUCAAGUGGUUGAACAGUUUGACCUCCAGUUCAGAAUUCUUUAUGCCCAGUCAAACCCUGUCAGCCCUAAACGUCUGUCGAGCUCCAGGAACAGUGGAAUAUUUGAUCAUCUGGUGAGCAGAAUAGAGUCCUCUAAAGAAUACUCUGUAAAAAGCAAUUUGAGAGCAGAAUUUGCCAGGAUGUCUAGUACUCCCAAAAAAGUGUUAAAAGGACUAGAUCUGGCUGAAGAUACUCCUGGAGGCAAACCUUGUAACCUGGGACAUUCUUUCAGCAGUGAAGUGGAGUGGUUCAGUGAUCAGGAGGCCACAGUGGAGCGAAAGAACGCGUCAACUCAAACUGGCUGGUGGGAAGAGAAGCCCGUAGCGACUGUGUGUAAUGCUGUCACGCAGACCAACGUUUUAACAGACGAAAUUGGCACCCAAACUUCUGUUGAUGCUAGAAUGACAGGGACUCAGACUUCAGUUUUGCUGAAGACUGCAGUGACGCAGACAAAGGAAGAAGAGCAUGCAGAAACACCCCUGCUUUACAGAAGGGCAUCAAAAGAAGAAUCCCUUCCACCUGGAAAGUCUGUAUCAAAUUGUAGCCUGCGAUCUCUGUCUUCAUCCUCAUCCCAGUGUUCUCUUACCAGCUCUACCAGCUCACUCUCUUCCAUUCGUUCCAUUGAAUACUCCAGCAGUCACAGGGCAGAAUAUUUCCAGAAACUGCAUAAGGAGAGGCAAUUCCACUACUCCACUAUCAGGUCGAAGUUCAGCCACAUGGUGGAUAUCCUAUCCCGAAGGAGACGUGUGCCUGAAAACUACAUGAACCACUACACUGGAAGAUGCAACCUAAAUCAGAGGCGAGACAUCAGUGCCAGCCUGCGCAGCCUCCGAGAUGUUUCACUCUUUUCUCUGAAUAAAUGACUGCUGUACUGAAUGCAGAGCACAAAAGUUUGGGUUUCAAAAUGCACUUGUUUAUCUGCUGAUUCUCCUAAUUCCUUCCAGUACUUGUACACAUACCAACAAGAGUAAAUCCCUUUCCAGCACUUUGUUUUAUACUAUGCAAUUUAAGUAAUAAAAACCAGGUUUUUAUUUAUACCAUAACCACUUAUGUUUCCCUUAUAUGCAUUAGUGGUAAAGGUUUAUUGUACUUCUGUAUACUUGGCUUAGAAAGCAUUAAUAUGUUUACUCUUCAGGAUUGCUAAUUCUUUGGUUUUAAGUUAUCUAAACAUGGGAAAAAUCUGAGUCCGACUGACCUUGCUCAGAAUGACUUUAUCAAUAUAUACUUUUUUCCCCUUUCUAAUAGUGGGACUUUCACUUUAUACUCAACAUGAGGGGAAAAAAAUUAAUCAUAAAGCUAUUUUUUCUGACUUCAGAGAUAAAAAUAUUACCCUUCCAUUAAAGUUGUGAAGGGUCUGUUGGAACAGUUGCAGGUUCUUAUGUUCAACUGUAUCCUCUUUCCAUUGUUUAAGCAUUCUGAAAGGGUAGUGAGUAUGUAGUACUGAGCUAACCAGCUCUUCAGUUUGAUCACCUUAUGUCUGUCUCUUUCUUUCUCUCUCUCUCUCUCUCUCUCUUUCUCUCUCUCUCUCCCUCUCUCUCUCUCUCUCUCUCUCUCUCUCUCUCUCUAUAUAUAUAUAUAUAUAUAUAUAUAUACACACACACAUACAUACACAUUUGUAUAUAUAUGCACAUUGUCAGAGGAGCAUCUUUUAAAAAUCAAGGAAGCAGCAACCUAGCGCUCCAAGAUAGCCAUACCUGUUUUAGGGGAACUUGUCCUCAUUUAACUAGUUUUUAGUUUUGAAUACUAGAAGCACUUACAUUGGAUCUGUUUGAAUACUAAUGUAAAUGUAUUGCUGAGGUGUUUGGGGGUGCAAAUCGUGCUUGUGAGCAGGAGAGGAGGUAAUAGUUGGAGCUCAGUGUCUCAUAGCAGCACUCCUGUUGUACACCCCUUUUGGCACAACUUCAGAAGAUGCCUUUUGUUCAAUGUCUCUUCCAGAAUUGAGACCAAGUCAUAUUCUGGCUUGGUCUUGAAGGUUUCUGAACCAUUUAGGGGAGAUUUAGGUUAGAAGUUAGGAGACAUUUCUUCUCAGAAGUUUUCUCAUAAAAAGUGGUCGGGGUCAGGCAUUGGAAUGGGUUGCUCAGGGAAGUGGUGGUGUCACUGUCCCUAGGGGUGUUCAAGGAAAGGUUGGACAUGGUGCUUAGGGACAUUGGUAGUAGGGUGAUGGUUGGACCUGAUAAUCUUGGAGGGCUUUUACAGCCUUACUGAUUCUACGAUCUUGCUUCUGUUAAGAGACCUGUAAAUGGCAUCUUUGCAGUCAGCCUAGUGGUGAGACAAUCACUGAGGACACAUAACAAAGCCCCUGCUCAAACACUACAAAAACAAUACAGAUUGAUUGUUUUUAUUUUACAAGUAAUUUUUUAAAAGUUUUUAUCUUAAGCUGUGCUUUCUGAAGUAUUCUGUGUUUCCUGCUCUGUCUGUAUUUUAUCCACUAAUAGGUUCUUCAAAGAAAGUUAAGUGCCUUUCUAGCUUUUGAAAAUGCUCUGCUUUCAACACUAAAUGGAUCUUGGGUUAAGUCACUUUGCAGACACUACAUGGAUAUUUGUUAGUAUUACUGUGCAUGUGUCCGUGCUUGAUGGAUCACUUUUUUGAGCAGCAUGUGGAUUUUCUGAGUUCUCUCUGAAAUCUGACCUGUGAUAUUAUUCUUUAGACCUGUUUGCCAAUAUUUUAGUGACCAACCAGACUCGGAAUUCUUCAGAGUCAAAUCAGAGUCUGCGUGAGAUAUUUCCUUCUUAUUUAUGGGCUUGUCUGUCCAGUAGGUGGCACAUUUCAGCUGUUAUUUAUUUCCACAAGAAGCAAUGAAUAGGAAAGUGCCAAAACUCAGCAGAGCUGUAACCGAAGUGUAGACAGCAGCACUUUAUUCUACUGACUAGAAUUUCUAUCUUUGAGGUCUGUAUUGACAAAGAGGCUCAGCUACUUUUAUAGGUUGGAGGUUAAAGCAGCCGCUUCUUUCCUAAAGCUAUAAGGCAGAUGCACGGAGAGGUGUAGGCAAAUUAAAAGCUGUCUGCACCUGCUUAAACAGGUGAGGUGCACAGCUCCUAGAGCUGGAACAGAGAUGAAAGGGGGUUGCAAAGAGGGAGCCAAAAUACACAUUCAAGGCCAAUGUCACAGUUGUAUUCUUAAAAGACUCGUUGUUCAGCAAUGCUUGAAUGUAUCCAAAAUCCACCUGAAAAUCGUGUUUGUUCUCUGUACUUCUCAGCUUGGUGCGCUGUACGGUUGUUUUGGAGCUCUCCCAGGAACAAUACC
This is a messenger RNA of Cygnus atratus (black swan), 4261 nucleotides long. Its product is annotated as protein FAM83D-B-like. Gene Ontology annotation, cellular component: mitotic spindle pole; cytosol. NCBI's taxonomy places the organism in Eukaryota, Metazoa, Chordata, Aves, Anseriformes, Anatidae. The record is from RefSeq and is a predicted model, not a curated record. Gene Ontology annotation, biological process: regulation of ERK1 and ERK2 cascade; regulation of TOR signaling; protein localization to mitotic spindle.